This is a messenger RNA of Drosophila obscura, 1249 nucleotides long. Its product is annotated as E3 ubiquitin-protein ligase synoviolin B-like. The record is from RefSeq and is a predicted model, not a curated record. Lineage: Eukaryota; Metazoa; Arthropoda; Insecta; Diptera; Drosophilidae. The coding region runs from base 50 to 967 and encodes 305 amino acids. The transcript is spliced from 3 exons.
UGAGUUUAAUAUCAAACUAGUUCGAAGUUUAAAAAAUCAUCAAACGUACAUGCGAGAGUUUUCGCAAAAGCAUUUAAAUUACAAACUCAUAGAAAUGUUUCAGAAUACGCUUUUGUGGAUGGGCCUAUUAUGCCUUUAUUAUAUUGUGCACAAGUUUUGGCACAUCAAUGCGUACAAGCGUUUCCUUUUCUAUGCGGUGGACAUGAUAUUUACUCUAUGCUUAAUGCCCAACAAGCUGGACUGGACUAUGCCGUACUGCCUGUUUUUGCUAAUGAUGUCGCAUUGGAUGCACUGGGUUGCUCGACAGCACGUGAAGACCUUACAUGCUAAGUAUGCGACCUUCAAAGCUCUCAAUGUGCUGAUCGCCUUGGAUGUGUGGCUGAUGUGGUCCUAUAAAAACAUGCUGGACGAUGGCAGCCUCAAAGAUCGCUUGACAGUGGAGCAAGCCCUACUAAUCCUCAAUACCGUGACUAGUAUGCGAAUUUGGCAGGUUACAAAUGCCCUGCAAGGGGAAUGCAAAAACUGCAAUCGGACAAUUCCCCGAACCCAGAUUUUAUUUGAGGCAUUCGAACUCGUCUGCACCAUCCACAUUUUUUUGAGUUACUGGCCGACUGUGGGCCUGGCCAACCUGCUGUAUUGUGUCAAGAGUUUCUCUGAUGCCAUCGUCCGGGUUAGACUUCGCGUGGACGCUCGCAACGCCAUGGAAAUGGCUUCCAAAAAGUUGGAAGGCCACGAGAUAGUCGGCCUUGAGUGUAUCAUCUGCCGGGAGACCAUGAAGUCCACGAAUAAGUGUGGCUGGGUCCGACUGCGCUGUGGACACUCCUAUCACACGUGCUGUGUCACGGUCUGGUUUAAUUAUCAGAUCUUCUGUCCAUUCUGCGGUUGCAAUGUACUCUCGGAGCCGGAACCGGAACCGGAACCACCUGAAACUCAAGGGCAGCUGCAUCAUAAUUCAAAUUAUAAUUAAAUUUAAUAGUCCCCAAUUCCCUCUCGCCGCAAGUUCUUCGAUUUAUUAGGCACCUUUCAUAUUCAACUCUACAAUGCGGAUUCCAAAGGUUUCACAACAAAAUCUAUCCCAAGGUUAAUCCAGCCUUGGAAUGGCUUUCAAAUUUUCAAGUGUACGCGCCACAUAUCAAGCUCUCGCAGUUGAUAUUUGAACUACUAUUAUCGACUGUUACAUACCACAAUGUGGAACCCAUUUCGUGGCGGCAUAACAUUUUCACUGAUUAAUACCAUGAAAUAUAUUUAA